CAGGGCCGGGGCACCGGGCUCAGUCCCCGGCGCCCGACGCGCGCUGUGAGCCCCGCGGGUGGCGCGGCGGGCGGCUCCGGGAGGAGGUCGGAGCGGGGGCACCGCGGCGCCCGGAGCGGAGCAAAGGUUCUGACCAUCUCCCCAGGGGAGGGGAAUCUGAAGGGCUGAGUCACUGAGGAGAGGAAGUAGGUGGGGUCCUCCCAGAAAGAAGCUUGGACUCUGGAGAACACACAGCUCCCUGAGUGUAGUGGCACGCGUCUGUAAUCCCAGCUGCUUAGGAGGCUGAAGCAGGAGGACAGCAAGUUCUGUCCACCUGGGCAACGGACCCCCAUCCCCGCGGGCCCCUGAUUAUCAUGAACAAGAUGAAGAACUUCAAGCGUCGGUUCUCCAUGCCCCGCACGGAGACCAUAGAGGAGUCUUUGGCCGAAUUCACCGAGCAGUUCAACCAGCUCCACAACCAGAGGAAUGAGGACCUGCAGCUCGGUCCUCUUGGCAGAGACCCCCCACUGGAGCCCAGCCCCUUCUCCCCCACAGAUGGCGGGGAAGAGCCUGGGACACUGUCCCCUGGCAUGCAGUACCGGCGAAGGCAGAACCAACGCCGCUUCUCCAUGGAGGACAUCAGCAAGCGGCUCUCGCUGCCCAUGGAUAUCCGCCUGCCCCGGGAGUUCCUACAGAAGCUACAGCUAGAGAGCCCAGACCUGCCCAGGCCACUCAGCCGCAUGUCACGCCGAGCCUCCCUGUCAGACAUCGGCUUUGGGAAACUGGAAACAUAUGUGAAGCUGGACAAGCUGGGCGAGGGCACCUACGCCACAGUCUUCAAGGGGCGCAGCAAGCUGACAGAGAACUUGGUGGCUCUGAAGGAGAUCCGACUGGAGCAUGAGGAGGGAGCACCCUGCACUGCCAUCCGAGAGGUGUCGCUGCUGAAGAACCUGAAGCACGCCAACAUCGUGACCCUGCAUGACCUCAUCCACACAGAUCGGUCCCUCACGCUGGUGUUUGAGUACCUGGACAGUGACCUGAAGCAGUAUUUGGACCACUGUGGGAACCUCAUGAGUAUGCACAAUGUCAAGAUUUUCAUGUUCCAGCUACUUCGGGGCCUGGCUUACUGCCACCGACGCAAGAUCCUGCACCGGGACCUGAAACCUCAGAACCUGCUCAUCAAUGAGAGGGGCGAGCUGAAGCUGGCUGACUUCGGGCUGGCCCGGGCCAAGUCAGUGCCCACAAAGACCUACUCCAAUGAGGUGGUGACCCUGUGGUACAGGCCCCCCGAUGUGCUGCUGGGAUCCACAGAGUACUCCACACCCAUUGAUAUGUGGGGCGUGGGCUGCAUCCACUACGAGAUGGCCACAGGGAGGCCCCUCUUCCCCGGCUCCACGGUCAAGGAGGAGCUGCACCUCAUCUUUCGCCUCCUCGGGACUCCUACAGAAGAGACGUGGCCCGGCGUGACGGCCCUCCCAGAGUUCCGAGCUUACAACUUUCCCGCGUAUCUGCCGCAGCCGCUGCUCAGCCACGCCCCCAGGUUGGAUACUGACGGCAUCAACCUCCUGACUGGCCUCCUCCUGUAUGAAUCCAAGAGUCGCAUGUCAGCAGAGGCAGCCCUGGCUCACCCCUACUUCCGAUCUCUGGGAGAACGUGUGCACCAGCUCGAGGACACUGCCUCCAUCUUCUCCCUGAAGGAGAUCCAGCUCCAGAAAGACCCAGGGUACCGUGGCUUGGCCUUUCAGCAUGCAGGAAGGAGCACCCAGUCUGGUACAGAGGUUGAUGCCAAGGGAGAACUAAAGCCCUGCAGACCCAAGGAUGUGGCUGGGCCUGGUUCCUAUGUGCCCUGGGCUGCCAUGGAAGACGGAGUGCACCAGGUCCAGUACUCCCUAGACGCCUCAGCAAAUUGUGGGACCAUGACUCAGGGAGUGUUUAGUGGCAUCUACAUGGGGCUUUUAAGCUGGACCUGAAGGAGCCUGUAUUUAUUAAGCUCUCAGCCAUAUGCCAGACACUUGUUUUAUUAAAUUUGCACAAGAACCCCUUUCUCCCUGUCUUGCAUACCCUCAUACAUACAGUGGGUCCUCAAGGACUGAGUGACUUCCCCAGGGUACACAGCAACUUAGAGUCCCCAGCCCUCGCUCGGUCUUUAAGGCAGGAGCUGCACACAGCACAGAGGCCCAGGAGGCAAGAAGCAACUCUAGGAAGGGCCUGGGCAGACCUGUUUUGCUGGAAUCCCUUAGAGGCCACCAUGAGUCACAGGCAUUGUGUUGCUCUAGGGGCCUAGGAGAUAAAUCCUACUGGACAGGCUCACCCCAGGCCUUGGGUACAGGUAAAGAUAGUGGCUCCAGAAGAGAGAGUUGGAUUCGGGAGCAAAGACUGGAUAUGAGCUGCCAGGGCUGGUGGGCUGCAGGAGCCAUCCUCGAAUUCCCCAGGGACCAGGCUGAGCCGCAUGUCCUGGAGCCCAGGGUUUCCUGCAUGCCUGACAGUCAUUUCCAGAUGCCACAUGGCCUUUACAAACAGCAGCCUGCCAUUCCACCAGAGUCCUGAGUCACUGACCUGCUGGCCUCACAUUAACUCUCUGCUCCUGGGAUGGGUCGGGAAUGCCUGGGCUCCUGACUGGCCUUCUCUACCAAACUCAUUUGGCAGGAGCAUCUGUGAUUUGCAGCAGCCCUGCAGCUGCUGAUAACAGGUCUUAUUCGAUGACUGCUGCAAGGUAGAGGUGAUACCAGCUCCCCACCCUACUGUGACCAGGAGCUGGCUGUCCCGAGCCCCAGCCUUCCUAGGAGCCCCAGGCACAAGCCCAGGGCUGAUGCCAAAUGAACCUGGGCCACCACACACUGAUGCUGUAGCGAGGCCUGCCCCUUCCUUCCACUCUAAGCAACUCAGCCCCCUUAGGCCCAUCCUGCCCUUUGCUCAGACCCUUGCGUCUACAUGUGACACUCCACAGCACCCCCGCUGAACCAUCUCUCUCCAGGGCAAGUCACCAGCUGGCCCUGCGUGGUACACAGCACUCCAGCCCUGUCCAAACUGCUCCUAGGCCACAGCAGUGAGGAAGUCAGCCAGAUCACAGUCCAGUGGGGUCAAAGGCACCCCUAGAUCAACACAAGGCAGGCACCUCAGAGUAUCUGCAGUUUAAGAAUCAGAGUAAAACAGGGUCAGGAGAUGAGAGGCUGAGUGAGGGUGCAGAGUGGGGAUCGGAUACACCGGUUGAGGUACAAGUGUGGUCAGGGGCAUCUGAUGGGGUCUGGGGGAGCAUGGCUUCAGAGGGAAGGAACCAAGUGGGUAGUCAGGGACAGACCAUCCCUGGAAAGGCCCAGAAGGGAAUGCGCUUGAGGAAGAGCAAAAGGCCACUAGUGAGACCAGAGCCCAGCAAACCAGGAAGGGGAACAGGAGGGCGGCCGCGUGCACGUGCCUGUUAGGUCCAGCUGGAAGCACUAGGGCCUGUCUACUGGCUCCAGCUCAGAUGGACGCCUGCAGAUUUGGUUUUUCUUUUUUUCCACCCUGGGUUGUUCCCCUCUCCCUCUUCAUUUUAUUUUAUUUUAUUUUAUUUUUUGAGGUAAAGUCUGCUAAGUCUUCAGACAAUGUUCAAGCUUGUGAUCCCUUUGUCUCCACCUCAGAGGGUGCUGGCAUUCUAGGUGGGUGCCACCAUAUCUAGCUAACAUCAGACUGCAAUAAUGAGGCCAGGAAUUAGGUUUUUUUAAAUGCCCCUAACCUGAGGGGUAGGAAUGUAGCACUCUGGUGGCAUAUUUACCAGGCACAGACCUGGCUUUGCACCCCAGCACCACAAAUACAGAAGGUCCCACAGCACCUAUAUGUGCUAGGCCUCAUUCUGUGGUGGCUGCUGCUAGUCUUACUGGCUCAGGAGGAAGCUGGGGGAGAAGCCCUCGGACUCCUGGCAGAGAAGGGAAGGCCCCAGGGAAACCCAUACUGCUGCUAUGAGGCAGGGGCUCUCAGUGGUUCCAUUUUGCAGCAGAGGCCCUUGGGGUUAGGAGACUUGCCUGGUCCCCCAGAGAGCAUGGUGGGUGGACUGUCCUAGUGGAAUCCCGCUGGCUGCCUGCCUUCACCACGCCAGCUAUAUGGGGCAGGAGUGGAGUGCUUUAUGUAAUUACAUGGAGGACCUGGGUCUCCCCCUCUGGUCACCUGAGAGCAUGGCUGACAGCCAGCCAGGAGGCACCAAGGUUGGCCACCAUCACUGUUCCCCCACCCCACCAGGUGUCCCCUGCCAUCAUUCGCCUUUUCCUCUGAACCCCCAUCUUCCCACCAUCAGCCAUCUGGAAGGGAAGUGGUCCUGUCCCUGCUCCAGCAGCCGGGGCACUGUGGCUGGUGUCAUUUCUGAUGAUCAGUGUCCAGCUCCCAGCAGGAGUGUAGUAGCUGUCCUCAGAUGGGUAACCCGGGCCAGGAAGCACUGCUGGAACUGCAGAGCCACCUGCCACUGGCCUCUUGUUCAGCAAUGUUUUCUCUCGCUUUCUCUCCCUUUCUGGGGUGCUAGGUACUACUCAGUAUAUAUCCCUGAGUGACGCUUAGACCCAGAGAUCAAUAUCCUGACCCAGCCAGGUGUCGUGACUGACUCAGCCGCUUGGGAGGCUGAGGCAGAGGGGGUUGCUGGAGCCUAGGAGAUUGAGCCAGCCUAGGCAACAUGGCAGGAGUAAAGUGGGCAUGGGCGUGAAGCCCCACACUCUGCUGCUCCCUGGACUAGAAGUGGCAGCCCAGUUCCUUGUCUUCUGGUCUGCUGGGUUCCUCCCUCCCCAGUUCCCUCACUCCAGGCUCUAACUUGGUACCACAGGACUCACACACUGAGCCUCCUCCCUGGAGCUCAGAGUCCAGCUAGAGUGGCUUAGGAUGUGAUCUUUGCUCUCAUAAGGUCUCAGGGUUUUACAAGAUGAGGAACUUUCCAUUCGUCAUUCUAUUAAAAUUUACUGGGCUGCAGGUGCAGCUCAGUGGUACAGUGCUUCCCUGGUGUUCAUGAGGUCCUGGGUUCUGUCCCUAGCACCACAAAAAUAAAUAAGAAUGGAUAAAUAAAUAGAUAAAAUGUUUUACCAUU
Messenger RNA from Cavia porcellus (domestic guinea pig), 5020 nucleotides. RefSeq names its product cyclin dependent kinase 18 (gene Cdk18). The transcript is spliced from 17 exons. Lineage: Eukaryota; Metazoa; Chordata; Mammalia; Rodentia; Caviidae. Gene Ontology annotation, cellular component: cytoplasm; nucleus. Bases 354 to 1949 code for a protein of 531 amino acids. Gene Ontology annotation, biological process: protein phosphorylation. Gene Ontology annotation, molecular function: cyclin-dependent protein serine/threonine kinase activity; ATP binding. The record is from RefSeq and is a predicted model, not a curated record.